This is a messenger RNA of Carassius auratus (goldfish), 1040 nucleotides long. Its product is annotated as C-type mannose receptor 2-like. The record is from RefSeq and is a predicted model, not a curated record. The coding region runs from base 1 to 1029 and encodes 342 amino acids. The transcript has 4 exons. NCBI's taxonomy places the organism in Eukaryota, Metazoa, Chordata, Actinopteri, Cypriniformes, Cyprinidae.
AUGGACGGGAGUCUGUUUGUGCUGCUUCUUCUGUCAGGGCUCUUCUGGAGCAGUUCUGGUCUUUCUCGUCCGUACUUCUAUAUAAAUAAAGCAAUGUCGUGGCCAGAAGCUCAGAGUUACUGCAGAGAGAGAUUCACUGAUCUGGCUACUGCAGACAGCAUGGAUGAUGUGAACAGGCUGGUAAAUAUAGUGGAUGCUGGAUACAGUGGAUCAGUGUGGAUUGGACUGAAGAGGGGGACACAGACACGCUGGGUUUGGUCUGAUGGAGAAAACAACACUUCUCAGUACUAUAACUGGGAUUCAAGACAGCCAGAUGCACAAGGAGAUUGUAAUACUGCAUACCUAAUAAAAACUGCCAAAAACUGGACUGAUGCUCAGAGUUACUGUAGACAACAUUACACAGACCUGCCCACCAUCCGCAACUCUGCAGAAAAUGACCAGCUAAAAAAAAUUCUUUUAUCUGGAUAUUACAUCUGGAUCGGUCUGUUCCUGGACUCUUGGGAAUGGUCUGAUAAAUGGAGUCGCGUCUUCAGACACUGGGCAGCAGAUCAACCAUUCCUGAAUCCAGGAUCUGGAGACUGUAUUGCGAUGUCAAGAAACAACUCUGGCAGAUGGGCUCAAUACAGCUGUGAUCUCAAGCAGAUUUUUAUCUGCCAUGGGGGUGACAGCUUUGGUCUUUCUCGUCCGUACUUCUAUAUAAAUAAAGCAAUGUCAUGGCCAAAGGCUCAGAGUUACUGCAGAGAGAGAUUCACUGAUCUGGCUACUGCAGACAGCAUGGAUGAUGUGAACAGGCUGGUAAAUAUAGUGGAUGCUGGAUACAGUGGAUCAGUGUGGAUUGGACUGAAGAGGGGGACACAGACACGCUGGGUUUGGUCUGAUGGAGACAACAACACUUCUCUGUAUUAUAACUGGGAUUCAGGACAGCCAGAUAGAGAAGGAGAUUGUACUGCUUCUUAUUCCGGGGCUUGGCAUGACGCUCGAUGUGACCUUUUAUUAUAUUUUACAUGCUAUAUGGGUGAGUUCUUGUAAAAUUAUGAAUU